CCUCCGGUUUCGGCCUUCCUCUCCGCCGCCCGCCGCCCGCCGCCGUCUCCGGGAAGGCCCUCCGCCCAAUCGCCGCCCCGCGGCUCCGAAGUUCUUCUUGUUUCUGGAGCUAGAAAUGAUGGAAAUCGUUCGCUAAACCGUUUUGCUGUUUCUUCUUCUGGCAAUUGAGAGCUAUGGCCUCAAUCCACACCAGUCAUACAUCCUAAGAUUCUUCUAAGCUUGUUGAGCUCUGAUCGUUAAAGUUCUGCAUUAAAUUAUUUGUCAAAGAUGGACCGCCGUGAUACUUCUGGUUUUGUCAGUGGGGGAGGCAUGUAUGGCUUCCACUAAUUUCUAACUGUAGUUUUGUAGCGAAUAACAUUAUCCCGGAAGUCAGGCAGACUGCUAUUGCGUUGGCAUUAGGUUUGGACUAUUGGCAUACACAUUGGCAUUUGGUUACGUUAUGCAUCCAAGGUUCCAGAAUUUGGGUUUUGGCGCGCAGUAUUCUUCGAACCCCUUUGGUCUCUUGGGCAGUUCUAUGCAAGUUGGGGGCGCUAAAGGUGAUUAUGACACCAUCUUGAGACUCAAUUCCCCUGGCUCUUCCUCUCAUCUGUCGCCUAUUUCAAAGGGCCUCAAACGCAAAUGGAGUUUGAUUGAUGGAGCUAUGGAGCAGCAGCAAGUUGGCUCUCCACUGUCCCUUGUGCUAGGCCGAUGUUCUAGUUCAUCUGACAGCAAGGGUAGCUCGGCAACUGCUUGCACUGCAAUAUCCUCGGCCAAGGAAACUGAGGAGGAGUCGUCAAUGGAUCUCGAUUUGGAUUUCACCCUCCAUCUCGGGUGUGAGAAGAUGCCAGGCCCAAAGAAAGUCACUAUGUCGGAUGCUAAAGCAUUCCAGAUGCAACCAAAGGUUGACCUAGAAUUGAGUCUUUCAACUGGUCCUUCAGAAUCUGAUGUCACCAACGUUCAUCCAGAUUCCCCACCAUUUAAAUUGGGGCAGGGAGUUCCAUUGGCUGGCUGUGCAUCAAGUGCAGAAGUAGAAUCUACAUCGUGCCUCUGGAAAGCAGGCAUCGCUCUGCCCCCACUGAACCAAGAGGCUGGCUUCUUCCUUAACCAAGAUGCCAGAAAUGCGGCUUCGUCGUCAAUCGUUCCAAACCUGUCUUCAAGUGUAAUAACAACGCCGAACAGCUCAGUCACCUGCACUUCCGGGAUAACAAAGAAGCUGCAACAGCAGCAUCGUAGUAGUACAAAAAUUUGUCAGGUUGAAGGAUGUGGAAAGGGAGCAAGAGGUGCUUCUGGCCGAUGCAUUUCCCAUGGAGGUGGCCGGAGGUGCCAGAAACCUGGCUGCCACAAGGGAGCUGAGGGCCGAACAGUCUUCUGCAAGGCACAUGGAGGUGGCCGGCGCUGUGAGCACCUUGGGUGUACUAAAAGUGCAGAAGGACGUACGGACUACUGCAUUGCCCAUGGCGGUGGCAGACGUUGCAGCCAUGAGAAUUGCACUCGAGCUGCCAGGGGGAAGUCUGGUUUGUGCAUACGGCACGGAGGUGGUAAGAGAUGCCAGAGAGAGGGUUGCACGAAGAGUGCGGAAGGCCUUUCCGGCCUUUGCAUCUCCCAUGGAGGCGGCCGCCGGUGUCAGCACAUUUGCUGCACCAAAGGGGCUCAAGGAAGCACUCUGUUUUGCAAGGCGCACGGUGGCGGAAAGCGCUGCACCUAUGCGGGGUGCACCAAAGGUGCCGAGGGUAGUACUCCGUUUUGCAAGGGUCAUGGUGGAGGAAAGAGGUGCUCCUUCCAAGGAGGUGGUGUCUGUACCAAGAGUGUCCAUGGGGGGACAGCUUUCUGUGUAGCCCAUGGGGGAGGCAAGAGGUGUGUGGUGACUGGGUGCACGAAGAGUGCGAGAGGACGAACUGAUUACUGUGUCCGUCAUGGUGGGGGUAAGAGGUGCCAGGCCCCUGGGUGUGGCAAGAGCGCUCAAGGCAGCACUGACUUUUGCAAGGCGCAUGGUGGCGGCAAGAGAUGUGCCUGGGGACACCCUGGGUCAGGUUUUGGCGGGGAAGCUGGCGGCCCAUGCAACUCGUUUGCUCGUGGGAAGACGGGCCUUUGUGCCCUUCACAGCGGCCUGGUUCAGGAUAAGAGGGUCCACGGUGCCAUGGUUGUGGGUUCCAUGGUGCAGAGCCCCACGGUCAGCCAACUCGAGAAGGCCAAAGAAACUGUGACCACGGAGAGCACGAGCAUUGAUGUCACCAAGGUUACAGGUUCUGAAGUGACUUCAUCUGGCACGGCUUACUCUGGUUUCCAGCAGUACGGUCUCGGCAACGCUGAUUACCCUGUCGCGGACGGAGGGCUCUCAUCCAUUUCAGUCUCUGUUCCGGAGGGUAGGGUCCAUGGUGGAAGUCUGAUGGCACUGCUCGCGAGUGGCUCUACUCUUGGGCCAGCUAAUACUGAAGGUUCAGUUAUCGAUCUGUCUAAACCCGGGAAACCCAUGGUGCCCCGGAGCUGGAUGUAAGCCGAAAUGUCAACUUUGCACCAUAUUCAAUCGUGUUGCAGAUGGAGUAUCAAGUCUGUCCCGUGUGUGUGCCUUCUCUCUACUGGUGUGCUUGGUUGUCCAAUAGCGACUUGCUUGUGAUUCAUUGCAGCCCUUUCGUAACAUCAAGGGGGAUAAUUUGUUAGGUUAUAUUAGUCAUUAGUGUCUGGAGUCCUGGAUUUGUCUUCGUCUCUGCUGUAAAUAUUUAUGUGUAUUUUUUAGCUGGUUGGGAAUACAGGUUAUUGUACCUGUAAGGUCAAGAGGUCCGUUGUCCUGUCUGUCUGCCUGGGAUUCUGGUUUAUGUAAUAAAGCCUUUGUUAUGUGUAAAA
Molecule: messenger RNA, 2820 nt
Organism: Syzygium oleosum
Lineage: Eukaryota; Viridiplantae; Streptophyta; Magnoliopsida; Myrtales; Myrtaceae
Exons: 3
Coding region: 440-2473 (677 amino acids)
Source: RefSeq, a predicted model, not a curated record